CGGCCUGGGCUCCUCCUCCGUCCAGCCUCCGGGGCGGGGUCUGUUGGCUCGCCCUACCCUCGCUGCCUAAGCCUGCCCUCCACCAGACGGGUCCCCUCCCCGAGGCACCACGGCUUCCCUUCAACAGCACGGCGACGGGGGCUUCCCCUCAGCAGCCUCCGCAGCCUCAGUUUCUGCCGCCGGCCAAGCUCCACUGCGUCCGCGGCCCGCCGCUGCCAUGCAGUUUAUGUUGCUUUUUAGUCGUCAGGGAAAGCUGCGACUGCAGAAAUGGUAUGUCCCACUAUCAGACAAAGAGAAGAAGAAGAUCACAAGAGAACUUGUUCAAACCGUUUUAGCAAGGAAACCUAAAAUGUGCAGCUUCCUUGAGUGGAGAGAUCUGAAGAUUGUUUAUAAAAGAUAUGCCAGUCUCUAUUUUUGCUGUGCUAUUGAGGAUCAGGACAAUGAACUGAUUACCCUGGAAAUAAUCCAUCGUUAUGUGGAAUUACUUGACAAGUAUUUUGGCAGUGUGUGUGAACUUGAUAUCAUCUUUAAUUUUGAGAAGGCCUAUUUUAUUUUGGAUGAAUUUCUUUUGGGAGGAGAAGUUCAGGAAACAUCCAAGAAAAAUGUCCUUAAAGCGAUUGAGCAGGCCGAUCUCCUGCAGGAGCCACGCCAUGAAUAUUUUAAUGUCCCUGUGUACUAAAUGACUGCUCGUCGGCUAUGCAGAAUUUCAGAGGAAAUAGAGAACUGAUAUACUUAUGAAAGAAACUGUCCUCAGCUUGGUGACUAAUUCUCCUGUAAAAUGAUAAUGUAGCAGCUUAGAGCUAGUACCUUUGAAUGUAUUUUUCUGUGCACAUUACUAAUCCUAUUUUCAUUCUGUAUGUGAUAUUGACAUAUAGUUUAUUUCUGUCUACUACUGAUUUCUUGACAAAAUAUGACUUGUGAAUGUUUUGAUUAACAUUCUGAACUCAUACAAGUUAUUGUUAGUAAAUCAUCUGUGAUUAACCUUGUGAGAGUAUAAGAGAAAGUCCAGGGUAAUCAUAAAUGUUUACCAAAGAAAAUACAGUUAGAAACUCAGGCAAAAUUAGUAGCACCACAAUAAAUAGUAUAGUUUGUUCUUCCAUUGUUGAAGAAAACCAAGCUUUAUUUAGCUCUAAGAUUAUCUUACAGUCUGUAUGAGCUAAUAUGUUCUACUGUAUCACAUUAAAGUAUAUGUUGAAGCAAUAUAAGAAAAAAAUCAAUUAUACAAUUCUAUAAGAUCUAAGGUUAAAACAUUCAAUUUUCAAGAAAUUCUGUAGUGCCAAUAUUUAUUGAGCCACAUUUGUGCAGUGUCAAAUAGUCCCUUUAAGAACUAGCAGGAGGGCUGGAGAGAUGGCUCAGAGGUUAAGAAUACUGGUUGUUCUUCCAGAGGUCCUGAGUUCAAUUCCCAGCAACCACAUGGCAGUUCACAACCAUCUACAAUGAGAUCUGGUGCCCUCUUCUGGCCUGCUGGCUCACAUGCAGGAAGAUUGCUGUAUAAAUAAUAAAUAAAUUUUAAAAAAAACAAAAAAGAAACUAUCAUUAAGCCAUACAAGUUUCCUGAAAUGUCUGUUGUUCACUAACACUUUUGAAACUUUCAAUAUCCAAACUUUUAUGUUUUCAUUAGUUAAUAGCUUCUUAAUUAAUAUAUUAAGCCAUCUUCUAAACACUCAGUGCUAUUACCUAUGGUUGUAUAUUUUGGAAUACUAAAAACAUUUAUUAUUAAUUUUAUACGUGCUACAAAAUAUACCAGAUAACUCAUUGUCUACAGAGUUUAAAGUCUAAGUAAAUUGUUACUUACAAUAACUUAAAAGGCAUGGUGGUGCGUGCCUGUCCUCUAGCACUUGUAAGGCUAAGGCAGGAGAAAGAUGAGUUACUACCGUACUACUUAGGGAGUCCCUGUCUCAAAAGACAAAAAUUGGACAUGUCAAAAAGACUCCAAACCAGUUUCCCACUGAAAGAGCUGUGAAAAUGUUUUAGUAAAUGUAGUAUUAGGCAGCUAUACAAAUCAGCUAUCUCCAUUACCAUCGGAAGCAUCCUAAAACAUUGGUCUUUCAUUUCCAUUUUUUUUCCCGUCCUCCCACCCUACAUGUUGUUCAUUCCAUUUUAAUGUUGCAUAAAUAUGCAUUGUCUCAUGCCUGUUUGUUUUGGAUGUUGUAUGCUGAGCUGUAACAAAAUGUUGCACUUUGGGGGAGGGUAUCUGUACAGCUGCUUGCUUUAAAUUAGCAGAUUC
Molecule: messenger RNA, 2227 nt
Organism: Psammomys obesus (fat sand rat)
Lineage: Eukaryota; Metazoa; Chordata; Mammalia; Rodentia; Muridae
Gene: Ap1s2
Product: adaptor related protein complex 1 subunit sigma 2
Exons: 5
Coding region: 218-679 (153 amino acids)
Biological process (GO): vesicle-mediated transport; intracellular protein transport
Cellular component (GO): AP-1 adaptor complex; membrane coat; intracellular membrane-bounded organelle
Molecular function (GO): clathrin-cargo adaptor activity
Source: RefSeq, a predicted model, not a curated record